CUUGCACCACCAUGUCAGCUCAGCCUUCAAUACCAGCGCGAGAGCAAGGGGAACAGUCAGAGGAAAACGUGAUCACGCAUCCUACAGAUCCUACAGAAGGGCACUCCAAACGAUUCGAGUACUUUUACAAAGCGCUCAAACUCGCAUCACAUAAGUUGAGCACGAAGUGGACAGAGGAAGACUUCGCUCAAUGCUUUCCGACGUGGGCAAAAGAAUCUCCCCAAGGUGUCGCUCAAGUUCGCAUCCAAGUUGGUGAACACAUCCGCGACCAGAUUGUCGAACAGUCCACCGCUGUCCUUAAUUCGUAUUGCGCCGCAGAUGGGAUCGACGCUCUCGCUGCUGUGAUUGCAGAUGCAAAGGAGCGCGUGAAGGAGGGGAACACCGAUGGGCUGGAUGUCUGGAAGGAGGGAUUGACGCCAAAGGCAUUGGUUCAUGCAAGGACGGGGAGGGUAUUACGAGAGGAGAAAGAACGACUGGAAUUACUCCUUAAGGAGUUGGAUGACGAAAAUGCCCAAUUAUUUGCGUCGUUGCAAGAAAAGCAAGGCGCACGGAAAGAACUCUCGAAAGAGCUGGAUACUUACUUAAACGACCUCGAUGAGGCACUCGACCAAGCAAAUGCGUUGCCACUGGACGAUGUCUCGGAGUGGAUGGAGACCGUCGUCGAUCCUGUACCGAUGAAUGACAAGUGACCCCCGCCCCUCGUACUCUUUCUGGCUUACCGUUGUAUCCUAUCCUUGCUUAUCCUGUAUCUGUG
This is a messenger RNA of Dacryopinax primogenitus, 754 nucleotides long. RefSeq lists its product as uncharacterized. Lineage: Eukaryota; Fungi; Basidiomycota; Dacrymycetes; Dacrymycetales; Dacrymycetaceae. The record is from RefSeq and is a predicted model, not a curated record. Gene Ontology annotation, biological process: chromosome segregation. Bases 12 to 689 code for a protein of 225 amino acids. The transcript has 4 exons. Gene Ontology annotation, cellular component: MIS12/MIND type complex.